UUCCGCAGAAUUGGUUAUCCGAUAUUUUAGUAAUUAGAAAUCAUUGGUCUUAUUAGAAAAACAUAUUUACACUAAAAUUGAGGGAUAUAUCAUACGUCAAACAUGUUGCGGCGUCAUUUUCAACAGUUCAACUAUAGUCAGAACUAAUCAAUUAGCCGAGCCCAACAAGUAUCAAAUCAGUAUAAAAACUAACGUUGCUUCUUCGGUAUACGAUAUCAGCGGCUGUGUGAUCUCAGUAAUUUUAGUUUAGGGUUAUGAAAAUGUAUCAAACAAUUGAGAUCACGUUGGGCAAGUGAGAUCACAUACCAAAGAGGCGCCAAAAAACGAUAAAUAGAAAGAUAUUGAAUUUAAAGUUUUUCAAUGUCAGGAAGCGAAAACUUCCUAGACCGCCGGACAGGAACCUUUGUAAAAUUAUUUACUCGCAAUGACAUAACAAUAUCUUUGAAAAUUUUGCAAAACAAAUAGGAAUUCAUUGCCCAUCUCAUAUUUUGUUGCUGGGGCGUAUUGAGAGGCACAGAGGCGUGUCGAGAUAGGAAUGGUUAACCAAGUUUAACAACAUGUUCCGCAUGUAAAUAUGAACUGAUUCAAUAUGAUAAUACCAUAUCAGCGACUGAGUACAAUAUACGAAAAGAUUCUGUGAAUAAUGAUCGAAGCAAUUGUGAUAGGACGCGGAAACUUUAAAGACUGCAGGACAUAUGAUACUUCAGUUAUCAGACGAAGUGGCAAUACACUUUUCGUAAAUUUAAUUGUUGAUAUUGCUGAAAUCACGAUUGAAUGGUUAAGUAUCAAACGUAGAGUUUACAACGGAAACUUAUGUGGACCAACAAUACAAGUUAAACCUGGAGACACUAUUAAACUUUCAUUGCAGAAUCGUCUCGGUGCCGACCAAGCUGAAGGAAUUCACAAUCAAUUACGACUACCCAAUACAACUAAUAUUCAUUUGCAUGGUCUUCACAUCUCUCCUGAUACACCUGGAGACAACGUGUUUACCCGAGUAGACCCCGGAUUUACUGUAGGAUAUACUUAUGCAAUUAACCAAAACCAACCACCCGGAACAUAUUGGUACCACGCCCACUGGCAUGGAUCGACUUGGUUUCAGGUGAUGAGCGGUCUUUCUGGAUUGCUGAUCGUAGAUGAUGAACCAAAUACAAUGGCAGUACAACUUAACGACGUUUCCUGUCCAGAUCAUUGUGAACACGACAUUCACGUUCUUCUUCAAUCAACUCUGCAGUACUCCGACAAUUCGGAUGGUGUCAGUUUCAUUUGGAACAUUCAGAGAAAAAUAGGAGAUUCAGAAUAUUUUAGAUUGAACGAUUCAGUAGAACAGUGGCUGAUGGAUGUUAACAAUGGAUUUGAUUACUACACAACUAACGGACUUUAUAACCCAGUACUAAAAGUACAAAAGAAUCAGAUGAAAAGGUUUCGAAUAGUCAAUGCAGGUGGUUAUGUUGGUCUUGAAUUGGAGGUUAUAAAUAUUAACGGAUCAGGUGAUUGCGUAAUCAGAGAAAUUGCGUUUGAUGGUGUAUAUCUUGAUGCUCCAAGAGUUCAAAUAGCCGGUCAGUCCUAUAUCACUGUCGGAGGUCGAGUGGAUUGGAUGAUAUAUUGUAAUGGCGUAGGAUUCUUUCAGCUUCGCUCAGUUUCGAGACCUGAAAGUGAGUAUUCCAUUGGUACGUUUCGUCGAUAUAAUGGCGAUUUGAUGAUAAUUGAAGUUAUGAAUAGCGACUUACCAACUCCAACUUUUCCUGCUGAUUUACCGGACCGUCCAGAAUUUGUGAAAGAUUUAUUGAAUGUCACCGAUAUACCAGGAAGUAAUAAAUUUGUUGUAGAAUUUUCCGACGACUUUUUUAUGAAUCGUGAAAAGUUUGACGUGGAAAAGGACUAUAGAUUCAGAAUGGAAGUAGGAUCCAUACAAGAAUGGACCUUUGUCAACACUAUACCUGGUGCUCCACAUCCUUUGCAUAUCCAUGUUAAUCAUUUCCAGAUUAUUAGCUACAAUGAUUACACUGGUCCAUUAAGUGGAAAAUCUCAAUAUUAUUUCAAUGAGUUUCCAACGUUUGUUUUACGUUCACAAUCCGGAAAUCUUUGUAACGAUUCGUAUGGAAUCCCGAAUCUACAAUAUGAAGAUCCACACCGAAAGUGGCCAAAUCAACCUGAUGAAAAAUUUUUGGCACACAAAAAACGUUGGUUGAAUCUAGAAAGCGGUGGAGAUGACAGUGAUGCAGUGGGAUAUUCAAGGAAAGGAGAUUGGAGAGAUGUUUUAAAUCUUCCACCGUUUUCAAACGUCACGGUUCGUUUCAACGUUCAUAAUUACACUGGGUCGGUAGUUCUUCAUUGUCAUGUUUUGAAACACGAGGACUUAGGAAUGAUGAUCACUGUUGAAUCUGUCGAUGACAUUGAUUCGCAAUCUAAUAUGGGAGUAAGAGAAUUAGGAUGCAGCGAAAUAAUAGGGAACUCUGGCGCACAAUGCGAAGGAUACUGCGUGGCGACUUGGGUGCUUGUAGCACUUAUUAUAGCUGUUAUUUUUUGAGCACCAUCGGGUUUAUAUGUUGUAGAAAUUAGUCUUAUAAUAUAAUAUUGUUAUAUUAAGUAUGUAGAAAAUGUAGAGGUCAGCAUUACUCGAUAGUGAAAAUCAGUUCAAUUUCAUGUUUUUUGGUUAAAGACAUUAGGUUGGAAAAAAACUAUAGUUUCCUAUAAUAAUAUUAGCUUACAGUAUGUUGUUUUCAUGUUACCCUUCGGUGUUUAACAGUUUUUGCGUCUGUAUGAUUUAUUCUCCAACAUCUUAUAUUUUACCACACAUAAAUAUAUAUUGUGAUAUUAUGAAACUUCAUGAUAAGAGUCUAUAACUGAACGAACUUAUUUAGAAUUUCCCCAAAGUUUUCAGUAUUUUUUGUACUUUUGUUUCAAUAUGUUGUUUUCUGUUCAUGAUAGGUUUUCUUAUGCACGCGAUCUUUGCACUACUGUAUCUAGCGUUAUUGGAGUCCUUACAAACAUGAGGAUGUAAUAAGCCAUAGUAUCAUAGCUAAAAUAUAGUGUUCAUUGUAUGUUAGGUUGUUUUCACUCUCAGUACCAUUCAUUAAGAUUAGCUUAUCAAUACAUUGUAUUCUACGGCGUU
This is a messenger RNA of Styela clava, 3112 nucleotides long. NCBI's taxonomy places the organism in Eukaryota, Metazoa, Chordata, Ascidiacea, Stolidobranchia, Styelidae. The record is from RefSeq and is a predicted model, not a curated record.